CCCCUUCAACCAGCUAUCAUCGCGUAUGAUUUCCGCCCUUGACUUCGACAUACGGCCGGGAUCUGGCCUCGGACCGUUUAUUAUAGGCUCAUCCCUGUGGGCCGUGCUCGACCAGGUUCGCGGCUUGCAGCACUUCUUUCCUCAGGUUGACAUCAAAUACGAUACGGAUUCUCCCGUAACGACGCCCAUAAUCGUUCAUCUUCGUCCUCAUCUCGACUUGCUCUUCUCGGGAUAUCAUCAACGGCUACAUACCAUCUCCGUCCGACGGCUCCGCGACCCUCACCCUCCGCUCACUCUGCGGUAUCAGCACGCGGGGAAGGACGUUGUUCUGUCAAGCCCGACGGAAUCCUUGAAGAAAAUUGGCGUUAGCAGGACUUUCGGGCCGACGUAUCCCGGGGAUGAUCUCAAGUAUCCGGGAGUGUGGUUCAGUUUCGACGAUGAUGGUCAGUCUACCUCGGCUGCGACCUCAACGGGUUUCGAUGCUAGAGGAAAGGGUGCAAAGAGCAGUCAAGCAGAGGACAGGAUGCAUGAAGUGAAGAAAGUCGUAAUAUGUCAGAAAGAGGGGGAGGGGGAGGAGCGCGAUGCCUUGGGUGAAGUCGAGGAAUGCGAGGCUAUGUACGGAGAUCUCUCAAGGGCGAUCGUAAAGAUCCACGAUGGUGUGAUUCUGCACUUCCAUCCGCCUUCGGCAAAUUCCCCUGUGCACAUUGUGCUUGGCCUUACGACGGCUCAAGACCUCGUGGUAGACCUGGGAACACCUCCGCGUGUACAUUACAAAGAAGACGAUAGGAUGAAGAUUCAUUCACAGGACGCAGUGGAAGAGGACCCGGAACAGGAUUAUUUCUACAAUUACUUCCAGUAUGGUAUGGACAUCCUCAUCUCGGGGGAUACCCACAAUGUGAAGAAGAUCGUACUCCACACGAACGUGCCCGGCACCCCCCUCUUUCAGAGGUAUAAGCGUUGUCCCUGGGAGAUAGAGAGCCCACCAGAAGACGACGAGGACGAUGCACCGCCGCGCAAACCAUUCUAUGAGCGAUUCGAGACCAUAAGCCACUUUCUCAGCCCGCGGGAGCAACCGCCUUCGAUGCUGCUUGAUCGCACGGAUGAAGAGGAAGGCGUCAUGCUGCCGAGCUCGCAAACGCAUUUAUUCGGUUAUAAUGGUGUUGUGCUUGAAGUGACGGAUUCUGGCAGAGUCGUCGCUGUUAUGCUAUUUUGACACACAGAUCUACUCUGCACCCAUCGAGGCCACGCUAGUGCAUACACAUCUAGAAUACACAUCCCUUGUAGUUUAUAGUCUGGUGUAAACCGUUGACAGAUCAACCCGGUUGGCCAGUUUAUGGCACAUCUGACACGUCUAGCAGUACACGUACCGGUCGUUCUAGUCCGUCCUGACUACAUCCGGCCAAAGAGUUCGCAGCUCCUCUAGCUCCGCAAUGACUCUAACCCCUCGAACUUCUUCAUCAGUGACUCCGUCAAGUCUCUCGCCAUCAAUCUUUUUGAUGACCCCCCCUUCCAUCAUUUCUAGUCCUCUCUCGACGAAAUGAACACAUCGGCCAAAGCCGAGCUUCGAUGCGGCCUCUACGUUGGCACGAUUGUCGUCUAUGAAGAAGCAUUUCGCAGGAUCUACUCCCCCUACUGUCGCAAGGGCCUCAUGGUAGAAUUCGACUUCAGGUUUACAAGAGAAAUUUGGUCGUGCAUAGUCACAAGAGUAUACUCCUUCGAACAGAUCGUCUACUCCCAGGAUGCGCAGGACGCGGUAUGCAUGCGUUUUGUAUGCGUUCGUCAAGGCCCAUACACGCGCUUUGCUUCGAUCAAUGUCCUCUAGUAACUUGCGCAAUUUCGGGUCCGGCUUGAUCAUUUCUUCUAGAGGCAGUGCUCCGUCGCACUUCUCAUUGAAGUCGAGAGGGUCAACAUCGUGAUGACGUACAAGCCCGCGAACCGCAAGCCCGUACUUGGUAUAGUAUUGUAGGUGUAAAGCUGACGCUUCUUCCUCGGGGAAGCCGAGUGAGACGUAGUAGGCGUGUAUCCUCUCGCCCAUUGCUUGAGAAAUCUUAGAACUAGCAGAGUAAAGUGUGUUAUCGAUGUCGAAGAAGAUCACGUAGCGAUCGUCGGAGGCCAUGGCUUCACACAAGAUAGGAGUGAUGCUGGCGCUGUGGUCGAAGGUGAAUAGCCGCAGAUUUGGAGUCAC
Messenger RNA from Punctularia strigosozonata HHB-11173 SS5, 2185 nucleotides. RefSeq names its product UPF0183-domain-containing protein. Gene Ontology annotation, cellular component: trans-Golgi network. NCBI's taxonomy places the organism in Eukaryota, Fungi, Basidiomycota, Agaricomycetes, Corticiales, Punctulariaceae. The record is from RefSeq and is a predicted model, not a curated record. Bases 26 to 1213 code for a protein of 395 amino acids. Gene Ontology annotation, biological process: Golgi to plasma membrane protein transport. The transcript is spliced from 12 exons.